GGUGGAGAAGGCCGAGGAUUAAAGCCCUAUUUGGAUCGUUUGAAGAUGAAGAAAAUAGCAACUUAAAAAUAGUGAAGAUGAGGCGUGUGUAUGAGAUGGCUUUAAGGACAUGGUCGGAUUGGCUCGAAAUUAAUAUCAAUCCAAAUAAGACCCAAAUGUUCUUCAUGAGCAUGUCACCCAUUCAUGAUAGGGGUGAAGAAUGGGGUAGAGCCAAGGGCCAAAAUUGUUAUAGUGAAACAGACCAAAUUACAAGAGCUGGCUAUAAAGGAAAUGGCACGGAUCCAAAGAUGAUGAAGAUAGUGGAAACAGUACUAAAUGACUCGAAAACUAGAGGACUAAAUGUGCAAAUGAUAAAUAUUACACAGCUAUCCGAAUAUAGGAAAGAAGCCCACCCAUCAAUUUACAGGAAGCAAUGGGAGCCAUUGAAGGAAGACCAUAUUUCAAACCCAAGCUCUUAUGCCGAUUGCAUCCAUUGGUGUCUCCCUGGAGUACCCGACGUGUGGAAUGAGCUUCUCUAUGCUUUUAUUUCUCAAACAACUCCACAUUCCAAUCAAAAUUCGAAACAGUUCAGAUAAAUUUUGUACUUAUCAUACGGUAGAUUCACUUCAAACAAACUCUCUAUAAAAAAUAGAAAGAGAGUUACAAGAGAAGAUUGAUAGACUGAAUGAUAACAGCAUCUCAUAUUAUUUGGAUGUACCAAAAAAGAAGUUAAAAUA
Messenger RNA from Momordica charantia (bitter melon), 716 nucleotides. The record is from RefSeq and is a predicted model, not a curated record. Lineage: Eukaryota; Viridiplantae; Streptophyta; Magnoliopsida; Cucurbitales; Cucurbitaceae.